Molecule: messenger RNA, 593 nt
Organism: Ostrinia furnacalis (Asian corn borer)
Lineage: Eukaryota; Metazoa; Arthropoda; Insecta; Lepidoptera; Crambidae
Exons: 4
Coding region: 55-585 (176 amino acids)
Source: RefSeq, a predicted model, not a curated record
ACACAAAAGCCGAAUGAUAAAAUUGCAAGUUUUUAAUGUAUUUGAUCAAGCAAGAUGAUGGUAGACACGGUUGUAUGCACCAGGCCGUUGAGUGAGGAGGAAUUAAAUUUGAGAAAGAAGGCAUUGAGGCAUGCUGUGCUAUGUAUAGGAUGGGUGAAAGUUACCUCAGUAGUAUGCUACGCGAUACUAUAUUUUCUCGUCCAUGUCAACAGCAAAGGGCAUAUGUCAACCGUGCUGAAAAUAAUGCUACUGGUCAUGAUACCCGCUCAAGUGUUUCAUGGACUCAUUCUGUUCCUUGGCGCUGUUGAUGAAAAGCUAUGUGUGCUAGAAUUAGGACUAUGGCUCUGCCUAAUACUGGCUUCAUACAACACAGUGCUGGGUGUAAUGGGUGGCGUGUACUUCAUAAGGAACGGACACAUAACGAUACACUUCUUCUUGGCAGUCUUCUUUGCGAUCAUGGCAAUUUCUUUAAUCACUGUUAUGUGCCACGACAUUUUAAUAAUAUUCGCGUACAAGAAAAGUGUUCAAUCAACCCCGCCGCCAGAGGUCCCGAACAAUAGAAUGAUCACGUGGAGUAAAGUAUGACGUCACAA